Molecule: messenger RNA, 3216 nt
Organism: Humulus lupulus (European hop)
Lineage: Eukaryota; Viridiplantae; Streptophyta; Magnoliopsida; Rosales; Cannabaceae
Exons: 9
Coding region: 1-3195 (1064 amino acids)
Molecular function (GO): ATP binding
Source: RefSeq, a predicted model, not a curated record
AUGGAAGUUGGGGAAUGCUUAAACGAGUUGGUAAGCAAUUCUAACCGCAAAGUAUCAUGGAGUCCACUUUUUGGACCAUACUCUUUCAUAAAUAUUUCUUGUGGAAAGGAAGAAAUGGAUGAUCUUCAACACACCUGGAAAAACAUGCUUGAGGUGGCUGUAGUCAUCAGAACUGUACACAAUCUGUACAAAGCAUGGAAGGGGUUGAAGCAACUGCUUAGCGUUACUAUAACAUCGCCUUAUGCGGCUCAACUAGUUGAAAUAAAAGAAAAACUAGGACCAAAGUACGACAAGUAUGAUGGAUUUACAGUUAAGGUGAUUGGAAUCGAUGAGCUAGUUAAUUUAGUAUUUGCAAGUGCCAGAAACUGUCUUUGGAUUCUAGGAAAUGAAAGAACAUUGUUGGGAAGAGAGUCUAUACGGAAAUCUAUUAUAGAUGAUGCGAAGAAACGAAGGUGUUUUUUCAAUGUAGAGGAAGACAAAGAUUUGGCUGAAUUCUUAAUAGAUGUUAAGAAAGAGCUCGGUGAAUUGGAUGAGUUGUUUGAUGCUGAUAGUUUUCUUUUCAAGAAUGCUAAGUGGAAGGUUCUGUUCAGUGAUAACUUCAAGAAAUCAUUCGAAAAUAUUAAGUCAUCCCAAAUGAGAAAGUUGGUUGUUAAUAUGUUACUGAGACUUGCAAAUGGAUGGAGACCAAAGAAGAGGAGCAUCAACAUAACAUGUGAUAAAUCAAAGCAAAACUUGAAGCAAUUUAAGGUUAAGUGCAUGUAUAUUAUUUGCUCAAUUGACAUAGUGCAGGAAUACCGUUUCACUCAAGUCUUAAAGGUCUGGGAUCUACUGCCACUGGUGGAAAUUCAAGAACUGGUCAAUCGUCUAGAUACUACUGUCUUUCUUACAUACUCUGACGAUUUUAUUAAUCAUUGCAAGGUUAAACAUGUUGAGGGGGAUUUGGAAAUUCCAAUGAGCUGGGGGACCUCUUGUAAAAUUGUUCGUUUUAAGAAAUCUAGACCAGGAGGAGCAAAGUUAACUUCUAAUAAUAAAAUAAGCUGUGAUGAUGUUAGUUUGUUGCAGAUGAAAUUCUAUGCCUUGUCCUCAUAUAUGGUGGAUCAAUUGCUCUCUAGCUGUGAUGGUACAGAACUAGAAUUGCCCUUUGAAUUGACUAGCCAGGAAAUGGAGAUCAUAAACUUUGACAAAAGCUCCUUUGUUCUUGGGAGGUCUGGUACUGGAAAAUCUACUGUUAUAGUAAGAAAGUUAGUUCAAAGAGAGCAGCUACAUCAUAUAGCGUUGGAAGGUUUUCAUGAGUUCAAUGUGUGUCCAUUAAAUGAAAAUAUAAUAGAAGAUGAUGAAAAGGUUAGCAAGACCAAGGAGAAUUUUCUGCGUCAGAUUUUUGUAACACUUAAUCCUAGACUGUGUUACGCUGUCAAGCAACAAGUUUCGUGUUUGAAAAGAUAUGCUUAUGGUGGGAACUCUAUUGGAGAUAGCAGCUUUGUUCCUUCAGACUAUAUCAAUUUUAUUCCAGAUUCCUUUCUUGAUCUUCCUCGAAAGGAAUACCCUCUUGUUAUAACAUUUCAAAAGUUCCUCAUGAUGCUGGAUGGAACAAUAGGCAAUUCAUUUUUCAACAGAUUCCCAGAAGCUAGAGGUCAAUAUUUCCGAAAUGAAGGAAGUAGGGAGUCAAUGACCUUAGAAAGUUUUAUAAGAGUGAAAGAAGUUAAUUUUGAAAAAUUUAACUCAUCUGAUUGGCCUCACUUCAAUAUGGAGUUAACCAAUGGUUUUGAACCAUCUCAAGUAUUCAUAGAAAUAAUGUCACAUCUGAAAGGUGGGUUGAAAUCUGGGGAUCUUUCUGAUGGCAAUCUCAGUCGGAAAGAUUACAUUUUGAAAAGUAACAGCAGAGUUUCAAAUUUCAGCAAGGAUGAAAGAAAUAAAAUAUAUGACAUUUUUUUACUGUAUGAGAAGUUAAAGAUGGUUAAUGGUGAAUAUGAUUUGGCUGAUCUGGUUUGUGAUCUUCAUCAUCGAUUCAAAGAUGAAAGAUAUGAGGGAGACAAACUGGACUUUGUGUAUAUUGACGAGGUGCAGGAUCUAACUAUGGGACAGAUUGCACUUUUUAAGUUUAUAUGCAAAAAUGUGGAUGAUGGCUAUGUUUUUUCUGGUGAUACAGCACAAACAAUUGCAAAGGGGAUUGACUUUAGAUUCGAGGAUAUACGCUGUCUUUUUUACAGGGAAUUUGUACAUGGGAAAGGAGAAAAAGGCCUUAUCACAAACGUAUUCCAAUUGAGUCAGAACUUCAGAAGUCAUGCUGGUGUAUUGAACCUAGCUCAGAGUGUUACCAACCUUCUAUAUCAUUUCUUUCUACUCUCAAUUGAUGUAUUGAACCCUGAGACAAGUCUGAUUAAUGGGGAAACUCCACUGUUGGUUGAAGUACAUGGCGAAAAUAAGUUUGGUUCUAUGUUCUGUAAUGGUGGAGAUGGUGGGAAAUUUGUUGGUUUUGGAGCUGAGCAAGCCAUCUUAGUCAGAGACGAUAACAUAAAGAAUGAGCUUUUAAAGUAUGUUGGAAAGCAUGCUCUUGUUCUAACAAUAUCAGAGUGUAAAGGCCUUGAGUUUCAGGAUGUGUUGCUUUAUAACUUUCUUUCUUCAUCACCAAUAAAAAAUCAAUGGAGAGUUAUAUACGAGUUUAUGAAGGAGAACAGUAUAAUUUUACAUGAAGUUCCUACAUCUUUCCCUAGUGUCAAUGAGGCCAAGCACCGCCUUCUUUGUUCUGAGUUAAAGCAACUAUAUGUUGCUGUUACUCGUACAAGGCAAAGGUUGUGGAUUUUUGAGAAUGAGCUCUCACAUCCCAUGUGUGACUAUUGGAAGGAACAGAACAUUGUUGAAGUUAGAGGGCUUGAUAAUUGUCUCAUUAAGGAGAUCCAAGUUGCAAGCAGCGUAGAAGAGUGGAGGUCACGAGGCAUGAAGUUUUUUUAUGCACAAAAUUAUGGGCCUGCCAGAAUGUGCUUUGGUAGAGCAGGAGAAGAAUUCUGGGAAAAAAGUGCUGAAGCGGCUGAGCUCCGCGCGGUUGCUUUGUGUAUGAGAGGUUCAAAUACUAAACUGGUUGAUACAUAUCUCAGAAGGGCUGCUGAAAUAUUUGAUUGCAUUUGUAUAUAUGAACAAGCUGCUCAAUGUUAUUAUGAUGCAAAAGAAUACAUAAAAGCAGGUAUUUAUUUACUAUAAUACACAAAGAUAUAUUGCUAA